This is a messenger RNA of Zingiber officinale, 630 nucleotides long. Its product is annotated as calphotin-like. The record is from RefSeq and is a predicted model, not a curated record. Lineage: Eukaryota; Viridiplantae; Streptophyta; Magnoliopsida; Zingiberales; Zingiberaceae. Bases 1 to 630 code for a protein of 209 amino acids. The transcript has a single exon.
AUGACACAAACACGUAUUCCAGUACCGAGACGUGGCCGUCCACGUAAGAGGGCGAUAGAUUCUCCGGAGACAGAGUCCCCAGAGAGAUCUGCUGUGGUCAAGCCUGUCCGUCAGGGACAGACUCCUCAGGGUAUUGUGGGUACGUCAGAUUAUCAGAUCCUGACAGUUCCGACUUCAAAGGUACCUACCUCGACAGUACCACCAAUGGUAGCAUCGUCGGCAUAUCCGGCGUCUCCCCCAUCAGCACUAUCUGUGGCAUAUUUGGCACUCCCUCUAGCCAUGUUUGCUACUGCGUACUCGGUACCACAAAUACCUAUGCCAGUUACUACAUACUCGUCACCUGUACCAGCAGUACUGGUUGUUUCUUACCCGGUACUACCCACCGUACCUUUAGUCGCCCCUACUUAUGUUUACUCUAUAGUUCCACCAGCAAUACCUACCCCGGUUUAUGCAGCAACAUCAGGGAUACCUCUUCCGACCUAUCCAGCAGUACCACCCAUAGGAUCAGCUCCAGUGGUUCUGCCCAGUUCCAUCUCGAUCCCUACUGAUAUGGUUGUGGCACGAGCACGGAUCCCAGCCUUGGCAGAGUCAGUAAAAAGUCAAUUCACAUUGUUCCAUGGGGGAGACUGA